This is a messenger RNA of Adelges cooleyi (spruce gall adelgid), 2712 nucleotides long. It is a transcript of the gene Pms2, whose product is annotated as mismatch repair endonuclease PMS2. Gene Ontology annotation, molecular function: ATP hydrolysis activity; ATP-dependent DNA damage sensor activity; ATP binding. Gene Ontology annotation, biological process: mismatch repair. The transcript is spliced from 14 exons. Gene Ontology annotation, cellular component: MutLalpha complex. Bases 170 to 2602 code for a protein of 810 amino acids. NCBI's taxonomy places the organism in Eukaryota, Metazoa, Arthropoda, Insecta, Hemiptera, Adelgidae. The record is from RefSeq and is a predicted model, not a curated record.
GUUUAUAAAUCAGAGAUACCGUUAAAUUCGAUGGUCUAAUUAUUAUCCUUAAAUUCAUCAUAACGCCCUAAUUUUUAUAAAUUUGUUUCAACUAAGAGACAACUAUAUUUUACUUACUAACAUAAUUUUGUAUAUCACAUUAGAUUGUCAAACUUAUUUCAUACUUACGAUGUCUGGUCAAAUAAAACCUAUAAGUAAAUUAGAUAUUCAUAAAAUAUGUUCAGGACAGGUCGUUUUAAACUUGGCUACUGCAGUAAAAGAAUUGAUUGAGAACAGUUUAGAUGCAGGAGCAACGUUUGUUGAAUUAAAAAUAAAGGAAUAUGGGAAAGACAUGAUAGAAGUUACGGACAAUGGUUGUGGUGUCCAUCCUGAUAAUUUCGAAGGACUAGCUCUGAAGCAUCAUACAUCCAAAAUUCAAGAAUUUUCUGAUCUCAGCUCUAUAGAAACAUUUGGUUUCCGCGGAGAAGCUUUAAGUUCACUAUGUGCUCUUAGCGAUGUAAUAGUAACAACAAGGCACACAUCCCAGCCAUGUGGCACUAAGCUUGUAUUUGACUAUCGAGGUCAUAUUAAAAUUAAAGUACCCUGUGCCAGACAAGUAGGAACUGCAGUUACGUUAACAAAUUUAUUUUCAACACUGCCUGUGAGAUAUAAAGAAUUUCAUCGUAAUUUAAAAAAAGAAUUUGGAAAAAUGAUUCAAGUAGUUACAGGAUAUUGUUUAGUAGCUACACAAGUCAAAAUAUUAUGUUCUAACCAAACAAAAUCUAAUAACAACAUUAUUCUUUCUACUCAUGGAGGUAAUACUGUUUUAGAAAAUAUUUCUUGUAUUUUUGGAUCCAAACAAGCUAGUAAUUUGUUAGAAUUUAAAAAAGUUAACCCGGAAGAAAUAGGUGAACAAGAAGAAAAUAUUUUUGAAAUUGAUGGUUAUGUGUCUAGCUGUGAUCAUAAUAGUGGAAGAAGUUCUAAAGACAGACAAUUUUAUUUUAUUAACUCUAGACCAUGUGAGCCAUCAAAGAUUAUUAAAACUGUUAAUGAAGUUUAUCAUCAAUAUAAUCAAAAUCAAUAUCCAUUUGUUUACUUAAAUAUUAAUAUAAAGAGGGCUGAAGUAGAUGUAAAUGUAACACCUGAUAAAAGACAAAUAUUUUUAACAAAUGAGAAUUCCAUAAUAUCAAUCUUAAAAAUGAGUUUAACUAGAUUAUACGAAACCAUCCCAUCUACAUACAAAAUAAAUACAUCUAUUUAUGAAUCAUUCUCAUUAAAAAGAUCACAUGAUGAGACCAUUUUAGAAAAUAGUAUUAUUAAACAACCAAAGCUGGCUACAAAUUCAAAUUUGAACCAACAAGAAAAUUCCAGUAGUCAUGUAGAUCAAAUUAAAGCCAAGCUUAGCCGAUGGAAAUCUGAAAAAUCUAAAGUAGUUACUACAAACAGAAUAGAUACAUUUUUACAAAAGAAACAUGAGGUUAAUGAUGAAGUUGAUAUAGAAGACAAAAAUGAAAACCAAGAAUCUAAAGUUGAUUUCUGUGUUAAAAAAUGUAAUUUCAUGCAAGAUAAUACUGAAGGAAACAAAACAACUGAAUUUGAAAAAAAGCAUUUUGUUAUUGAAAAAACUGAUUAUAAACAAUUUGAAACUAAAAAUUUUAAUUUGCAAAGUUUUUCUACUCUAACUCAUAAUUUAGUCGAAGAUCGUGAAAAAUCAUUUCAAACUGUAAAAUAUAAAAGUGAUCAUAGUGGUUCAACAGAUGAAAUGAAUAUAUCAUCUGUAGGUGAAGCUGAUGUAGACAUCGUUGACAGUUCAUCUUCGAAUACUCCUCAUAAAUGCAUCGAAAUAGAUAAAUCAAGUGCAACCGCAAGUAGAAGAGAAGUUGUUGUGAGAAUAACUAUUGAUGAAAUAGAACAAAGAUUAAAAAACUUAUGGAGUAAAGAAGUGAAAAAAAGAAAAGCAAAAACCCGAUUUUAUGCUGCAAUUGAUCCUAAUAAAAAUAAACAAGCUGAAAACGAAUUAAGUAAAGAAAUCACUAAAACUAUGUUUAGCCAAAUGAGUAUAAUAGGACAGUUUAACCUGGGAUUUAUUAUUACAAAACUCGAUGCAGAUUUAUUCAUAGUCGAUCAACAUGCUACUGACGAGAAAUAUAACUUUGAGACACUACAAAAAACCACUAAAAUCACAAGUCAAAAACUUGUUGUGCCACAACAAUUGGAGCUCACUGCUGUUAAUGAAAUGAUUUUAAUUGAAAAUAUUGAUAUUUUCCGAAUGAAUGGUUUCGAUUUUGAAAUUCAAGAAAGUGAAGUAACUACAAAAAAAGUAAAAAUGACCAUGAUCCCAAUGAGUAAAAAUUGGAAAUUUGGUAAAGAAGAUGUCGACGAACUUUUAUUUAUGUUGCAAGAUUCACCACAUACCCUAUGUAGGCCAUCUAGAGUUCGUUCUAUGUUUGCUUCUCGGGCUUGUCGUAAGUCUGUUAUGAUUGGGACUGUGCUAAAUAAAAAUGAUAUGAGAAAACUGAUAAAUAAUAUGGGAGUAAUUGAACAACCUUGGAAUUGCCCUCAUGGAAGACCAACUAUGAGACAUUUAGUAAACUUGGUGUUAUUAGAACAAAAAUUAGAGUAAUCAAUCGAGAGUAUAAAUAAAAAAGAAUGCAACAAUUGCAAAAGACUGAAUAAAAUUAUAAAAUCAUUUUUAGUUUGUAAACAGUAACUAUGUAUUUUAUGAAUAUAUAC